Messenger RNA from Synchiropus splendidus (mandarinfish), 4370 nucleotides. RefSeq names its product sine oculis binding protein homolog (Drosophila) a (gene sobpa). Gene Ontology annotation, cellular component: nucleus. The transcript is spliced from 7 exons. Lineage: Eukaryota; Metazoa; Chordata; Actinopteri; Syngnathiformes; Callionymidae. Bases 517 to 2958 code for a protein of 813 amino acids. Gene Ontology annotation, biological process: animal organ development. The record is from RefSeq and is a predicted model, not a curated record.
AUCCCAAAUGCCGUCGGACCAAACUCCAUGAGGAGAACACAAAGCAGCGCCUGAACGUCUGCAGUCUGCGGUGCGCGGCUAUCUCGUGUUGCUCCCGAGACGCACACAGACACGUCCAUUUCUUCGGCUCCCUGUCACGUGCAUCAUCUCACCAAAACUGUUCGCUUGGACGUGGCCAGGGCCGAGCUCGAUGUUUUGGGGAGCCUGUGUCGGGGGGCGGCAUGAUGCGGGGCAUUUCCAUUGAGUAAGCUGUAGCGCAAAACCAAAAUGCAAAGCAUAUCCCUGACAGCUUGAUGCACCGGUCGCUUCGACAGGAGGCUCACCAGCGGCGCGGAGGGGCACCGAGCGGAAGAUGGCUGACUUGGCCGGGCAUCGCGAGCCCUGGGCGGCAUCGGCAGCGCCACACCAGCCGCUGACGAGCCGCGUGAGACAGUAAACAGCUGUCCCCCCCCGCCCCCCGCUCUUCCUCCUCCCCAUCCUCGGCGCAAAUAUUGGCACAAGUAUCGCGCAGAAACCAUGGCAGAGACGGAGAAAGAGGGCAGACCUCCGGAAAACAAGCGGAGCCGCAAACCAGCGCACCCGGUGAAGAGAGAGAUCAACGAGGAGAUGAAGAGCUUCGCUGAGAACACCAUGAACGAGCUGCUGGGAUGGUACGGCUAUGACAAGGUGGAGCUGAGGGAUUCCGACAGUCUGGACGUGGCGGAGGCCGCUCAGCACAUCUCUGCCCUGAAAGAACACAUGGGGCCCAAAGUGUCGGCGCCACCGGAGUGUGGGGAGGCCUCUCUGGACGGAGUCAGCGGCGCCCUCUGUGUGCCAGCGCCCAGGAACGGUGUCACCGAGUGCUGCAGCGCAGCCUCCACCUCGGCACCUGGCAACCCCACCACCGUGGUGCCCGUGGUGCCCCCGCCGCUGACCAAGGGCCCCGCAGAUGAGGAUGGCAGCAACGUGCAGAUCGUGUGCGCCUGGUGCCAGAAGGUCGGCGUCAAGCGCUACUCUCUGAGCAUGGGCAGCGAGCUGAAGAGCUUCUGCAGCGAGAAGUGCUUCGCCGCCUGCCGCCGAGCCUACUUCAAGAGGAACAAGGUGUGCGACUGGUGCAAACACAUCCGUCAUACAAAGGAGUACUUGGACUUUGGUGCUGGGGAGCGAAGGCUACAGUUCUGCAGUGCCAAAUGCCUCAAUCAAUACAAGAUGGACAUCUUCUACAAGGAAACUCAAGCUGCUCUGUGCAACCCGGCAGCCGGCGCUGAUGCAAAGGCGGAGUGCAGCGGUGGGGUUCAGCUGCUGACCCCGGAAUCCUGGGGCACGCCCUUGGCCGAGCUCCGGCGGAAAGCGCCAUCGCCAUUAGGCCCGUCCAGCUCUGCGCCCCUUGCUGCCUGCUCUGCCGCCUCCCCCCCCCUCGCCGUCUGCUCUCCGUCCUCCUCUGUCUCAGCCAAGAUUCCUACACCCAGACCCCACGACAGCCCGUCGCUCCCGCCGCCACCCAUCCAUCCCUCCGCUCUGCACCCGACCGCUGGAGUACCGUCCGGUAGCCCUCCAAUGGUCAUGACUCCCCGUGGUCCCAUGCCGUUGCCUCUGUUCAUGGAGCAUCAGAUGAUGCAGCAGAUCCGCCCCACUUUUCUACGCCCCCCCCACCACCCAGGAGGACCAAACAGUCCUUUGCCAAACCCCAUUAUCCCUGGCAUCGGACCGCCACCUCCCAGGAACCAUGCAUCUAGCCCCAUGCAUCGGCCAAUGAUCUCUCCACAUGUCCAUCCGUCCUCGAACCCCAACCCGGGCCUGAUGCCACCUCAUCCGGGCCUCCCCGUGCCAGGACUGCCCCCCUUCCCUCCGGUCAAUAUGUUGCCCAAUGGACCCAUUCCUUUUUCCCCAAUGAUGAACUUCGGGCUGCCCUCAUUAGCCCCGUUAGUCCCCCCUCCGAGUCUUUUGGUACCUUACCCAGUGAUUGUUCCCCUUCCAGUCCCGAUCCCAAUUCCUAUCCCGAUCCCACUGAGCCCUGAGUCCUUCAAGGACCAGCUGGACAGCAGGGGUUCUAAACACAGUGCUGCUGAAUCAUCUGCAGAGUCUACAGUGGGUGGGCUACACUCCCCGAAUCUCUCUGGAGGUGACAAGCGAGACGGGAAACUUGCGGAACGUCUGUCUCCUGGAUGUUCACAGUCAAGCAGGUCGGUCGUGACAAAGGUGAAAGCAGAGGAGAGUUUAGGAGGCACUUGUCAGAGCAGCGGCUCCGGCCAAGCGGACGGGGUGAUCGACCUGACCGUCGGUCAGCGGUUGUGCCAACAACAACUUGCUCACAGGAUGUUGCUGGGGGUCCAGGUGAAGCUGGAAACAGACUCUGAGUCCAGGUCUCCUCCUGCAGCGCGGGAAAAGGUCAGUCUUAGAGGCGAGGAAACCACAGAACCAGCGGGGACCAAACAAUCGCAAACCCAGGACGCGGAUCCACCGAGCAACAGUCUCACGCCACCACCUUCAGCCAACGUAGCACUUAGCCAGCCGGAAUGUCCGGCCCAGCUCCAACCGAGCCCCGCCGCGCCGUGUCACGUCAUCGUCAAUGGAGCUGGCCGGCGUUGCUCCGAGCCAACGGGCGCUGGAGCGGAGAGCGAAGGACGCACCAGAGGGCAGCCUGUCAACGCUGACUUGGAGCAGGAAGCACUUAAAGAAAACAAUUGUUCCAGGAGACUGGAGAAGUCUGAACUGUGGGACUGUGGCAAACGGGGAGCCGUGCAAGAUCAGAUGAGGGAGGCCGCGGUGGGCAAGCAGGAGCCGGAGAGUCUGGAGGAGGGCGAACACGCCUACGCCCUGCCGCUGCUCUCCGCCGGAAGCUGUGUGGUCCUGCAGCCUGCGGCGAAGCCCGGCAUCCUGUCCCGCGCCAUCACCGCGCCCUUGUCAGCCGCCGAGAGCUCGGAGUUGGAGCCGGCGCUCAAGAGGAGGUGUCUGCGGAUCCGCAACCAGAACAAGUGAGCCCUCCCGUCCUCCUGCUCUCUCCACACCAGCUCAGCCACGGUCCAGGCGCCUCGCACCGCCGCUCACCAGGUGACGCCAGGGUGACCUCCCCUCCUGCGUCGGCCGUUUCCCGAGUCUCCAUCUCGUGGCGCCGCUCCUGAGCUCUCUGCAAGGUGUCCUGCUGUGAAUGGCAUGACCAAACAUGCCUCAGAGUCCCACACAUGGCCUUUUCUCCGUCCACAGCCGGCGGACAUUGCAACAUGACUGACACAGGACAUUUGAAAUAUCACCAGCAAGUAUCCAGCUGUGGCUAGAGAGCACCUGCUGUUUCCUGUUUGUGUCCCCUUUAAACUGCAUCUAGACACUUGGAAUGGCGAGGUCGUCAUGUGACACCACACCCGGGGUCGCUGCUCCAGCCGUCUGAGACUCUGCCAGGCUCCCGCUUCAUCUUCUCGAUCAUACACCAGCAGAGAUGUUCCUGUCACUGGCGACGUUUGGGAUGGAUGGAACGCAGCCCCGUCAUCAAUAAGUCCUGCGGGAAGUGAGAAACCUGGAAAUGUGUGGAGGAACGUGAACGUGUGCCAUCACUCCUCCCCCCCUCCGACACAAACCGUGACCGUGGGUCAUGUCAUGGAGGAAGCCAGCGUCGUGUGGAGGUCAGAACAUCCAUAUCCACAGCCAGGUGGCAUCCGGUGUGGCGAGCAAACCUGUCUGUUUGUUUGUUCCACCGAUGAGAAGGAGGCCACGUGCGGCGCCGUGCCACCGCGGCUGCGUUGUUGUCGGGGUCGGUGGUCCAUGAGCGCUUCAGCCGGCCCCCUGCCAGCUGGCUUCUGAGUCCCAACCCAAAUGUUCUCUGUCACGCAAAGACGGACGGUCGCCAAAACAUGGAGUGAGUCAGCAGACGCAGGUGCACCACCAGGUCGGGACAGGCUCAGUCAGGCCUCCCAACAUGGCGGUUGCAGGUGGGACCUCGGUCGCUUUGGGAAACAACAGAGAAGUUGCCUUAACCCUUGCUUGUAUAAUCUCUUCAGUCAAGACGAUGGCGCUGAACGUGUACAAACCACUUUGUUCCCUCUUGCUAGUCUCAGUGUGUAGACGACCACCUCUUUUCUCUGACCGCCGUACGAACUUCACCGUUUUGCUACAAAAACUCACAAAAAAGGGACGUUCCAAAAAGAUGUUUUAUCUUGUGAUGGACUGUUUUGUGUACAUUUUAUAGUAUUAUCUAUUGUUGACAGGCUUGUGGAGAAGAGUUUUUUUUUUUUUAUCAUGACAUGGAAGAAGCCGCGACGCGUUUUUGACGGACGGAGGCGCGUCACAUGUGACCACUUCUGCUCUGGAAACCUUUCCCUCUGUCUUGUAACUGUACUUGUUUUAGCCGGUGAAUUGAAAAACAAAUAAACCAGAGUCACACACGAGCUCGUGUUCCG